AUGGCUUCCAGUUCCAAGUCUCAAAAGUCAGUGAAGAAUUAUUUUACCAAAGUUCCAAAAUCAUGUUUGGACUCUCAUGAUCAACCUAAUCCAGAAGAAAAUGUCAACCACUCAGAAGUACCAUUGUUUUCUUCUCAGAAAUUUGAUUUGAAUUCUUUAAAGCAUGAUCCGGGUGAAAGAACUAAAAUCUUGGACUUUCAUCCAAAUCAUUAUGAUGUUAUUCGAAGAGAAUACCUUAGGAGAGGUACUUGUCAACCUCGUCUUAAAGAGUAUCCUAAAACAAACGUUUCUAGAUACAUGCGUCGUUUUAAUCCUCAGUGGUUUAGUGAAUAUUCUAAUUGGUUGGAAUAUAGUGAAAGUAAAGAUACAGUCUUUUGUUUGAAUUUCUAUCUAUUUAAAGACGAUAAUAUUCAUCAAGGUGGGGGUGAUGUAUUUUCGACCAUAGGGUUUAAGAUUUGGCAAAAAAAGAAGAGUCUUAAAAAACAUGUUGGUGGCAGAAAUAACAUUCAUAAUCAGGCAAGAAAGAAUUGUGAAGAUCUAGAGCGACAAGAACAAUCUAUUGAAUCUUCACUUGUGAUGCAAGAUACUCAUUUUAAGCAUGAGUAUCGGCUCUGCUUAACUGCUUCAGUUGAUGUUGUAAGGCUUCUUUUGAAUCAGGGAUUGGCAUUUCGGGGUCAUGAUGAAUCUAAAUCAUCACUUAGUAGAGGUUGUUUUCUUGAAAUUCUUUCAUGGUAUUCUGAAAGGUGUGAUAACAUUAAAGAUUUUGUAUUGAAACAUGCUCCAAAAAAUUAUCUGAUGACUUCUCCAAUGAUUCAAAAAGAAAUUGUGACUGCGUGCAAAAUUGAAACAAUUAAGGCUAUCAUAGAAGAAUUAAAUGGUGAUUACUUUGCCUUGUUGGUUGAUGAAGCUUUUGAUGUGUCGCGCAAGGAGCAAAUGGCCAUUGUUUUACGAUAUGUUGGUAGAAUGGGAUUUGUGAUGGAGCGACUUAUUGACAUUAUUCAUGUUCAAGAUACUUGUGCAUCAUCUCUAAAAGAAGCAAUUGUUAAUUUACUUGCUCAACAUUCCUUGAGUCUUUCUUAUGUACGUGGACAAUGUUACGAUGGGGCAAGUAAUAUGCAAGGUAGAAUCAAUGGCCUUAAAAUGUUGAUUAGGCAAGAAAGUAGAUCGGCUCAUUUUGUUCAUUGCUAUGCUUAUCAACUUCAACUAAGUCUUGUUGCGGUUUCUAAAAAGUGUGUUGAAGUGGGGGAGCUUGUACUAUUGGUUUCGAGUAUUUUGAAUAUGUUGGGAGCUUCUUUUAAACGCAUGGAUGAAUAUCAAGACUCUCAAAAGAAAAGAAUUCAAGGGGCAUUAGAUAUGGGUGGACUUGAAACUGGUAGGGGCUUGCAUCAAGAAUUUGGUCUUACUAGAGCUUGUGAUACCCGUUGGGGAUCCCACUACAAAUCUUUUAGUAACUUUAUUCUUAUGUUUGGUUCAAUUGUUGAUGUACUUGAUGAUAUUGUUGUUGAUUCACAUUGUCCAGAUGAAAGUGUCAAGGCAAUGGGAUUUCUCAGAGCAUGUCAAACAUUUGAUGUUGUGUUCAUAUUGCAUUUGAUGAGAGAUAUUUUAGCAAUCAUAGAUGAGCUUAACAAAUGCUUACAAAAAAAGGAGCAAGAUAUCGCAAAUGCCAUGCUACUUUUUCAAGUAGCAAAGAAAAGGUUGCAAAAGUUAAGAGAGGAAGAAUGGGGUUUGCUUAUUGAUAAAGUAUCUAAAUUUUGUAUCAAAUUUUGUUUUGAUCUCAGGAAAAUAAUGAGAAUGGAUGAACAUUAUCCUGAUGACUUUGAUGAAUUUAGUAUGGGGGCUCUUGAAAAUCAACUUGCGAGAAACAUUAUUGAUGUUCGUGAUCUUAAUGAAAGGUUCUCCGAUCUAAAAGGACUUUGUGAUCUUUCAAAAAGAUUAGUUCAGACAAAGAAGCAUUCAAAUUAUCCUCUUGUAUUCCGCUUAGUGAAACUUGCCUUGCUUUGUCCAGUUGUCAUUGCAUCCGUUGAAAGAGCUUUUUCGGCAAUGAAGUUUAUCAAGAAUGACUUUCGGAGUCGAAUGAAUGAGGGUUAUUUUGGUGGUUGCUUGGUGCCUUAUGUAGAAAAAGAUGUGUUUAAUAGGAUUCCUAAUGAUGUUAUUAUAAAAACAUUUCAAGAAAUGAAACAUCGUCGUGUACAGUUGUAG
Lycium barbarum (goji berry) is the source of this 2199-nucleotide messenger RNA. RefSeq lists its product as uncharacterized. Lineage: Eukaryota; Viridiplantae; Streptophyta; Magnoliopsida; Solanales; Solanaceae. The transcript has 3 exons. The record is from RefSeq and is a predicted model, not a curated record. Bases 1 to 2199 code for a protein of 732 amino acids. Gene Ontology annotation, molecular function: protein dimerization activity.